Molecule: messenger RNA, 846 nt
Organism: Xenopus laevis (African clawed frog)
Lineage: Eukaryota; Metazoa; Chordata; Amphibia; Anura; Pipidae
Product: oocyte zinc finger protein XlCOF19-like
Exons: 5
Coding region: 1-846 (281 amino acids)
Source: RefSeq, a predicted model, not a curated record
AUGUGCCCGGGGGAGAGACCCUACUCAUGCAGUGAGUGUGGGAAAAGCUUUAAGAGUAAGAACACUUUCCGGGCUCACCGGCGGCUGCACGUGACCGACAAGAAGUUCUGUUGUUGUGAAUGUGGCAAAGGCUUUGGCCACGCCGUGCCCUAUAAGAGGCACCUCAGGAGUCACGACACCUCCAGGUUAAUUCCCUGCCCUGAGUGUGGCAAGUGCCUGAGCAGCCAGUAUUAUGUGAAUGUGCACAUGCGGGCACACAAGGGAGACAAACCCAUCUCCUGUUCUGAGUGCGGCAAGUGCUUUGUGAAUGAGGCCGCUCUCCGUGGCCACGCGCAGUCUCACACGUGGGACAAACCCUUCGCAUGUUCUGAGUGUGGGAAGCGCUUCCAGGGGCAGCAGAAACUGGCCGAUCAUAUCAACACUCACUGGGGAGAGAAGCCGUAUCCAUGGCCGGAAUGUGGCAGAGGCUUCAUACACAAAUCCUCCAUUAAAGCUCACAGGAAAAGCCACAGAAAGCGCCACCUAGAGAGCCACAUGAAGAGGCACAUGAAGAGCCACGUGGGCAAGGAGCCAUUCUCUUGCUCCGAGUGUGGCAAAGGCUUCUGGCUCCCAGAACCUCCCCAGUUACCUAAUCAAUAUGAGGAUUAUGCCUUUGUAACCAAGGUAGACCCAAAAUUAGAGGAGAAGAAGAACUAUCAAUUAUAUGGAAAGUUAACUCUUCAGAAUGAUUAUCAUCUAAACACAUAUUACAAAGACCUUGAGACCGCCUGCGGGCUCUCUCUUCAGGAGAUAAAUGAAUGCUACAACAGACUGUUUAAGAUCAUCUCAGGAGCUGCGGCAGCAUGA